CAUGCUUCUUCUGGAGCUUAGAAAAGAUCUCCCCAAGUUACCACAAACAGCAACCGGCAAUUGACACUCCAUCUGUAAGAAAGGAUAAAAUGGAAGCUUACCAACUGGAGAUGAUGCCGGGAAUGACGCUGAAGCUGAAGGGGAAAAUUACUGACGAUUCAGAUGGCUUCGUGAUCAAUCUGGGCCACAGCCCCAAAGAUAUAGUGCUACAUUUCAACCCCCGAUUUGAAGAGGACGUCAUCGUCUGCAAUUCCCAGGUGUGCGGCAAGUGGCAGAAGGAGUAUAGAGACGAUCACCUGUGUUUUGAACCAGGGGACGAGAUAAAGCUUUUAGUGACCUUUGACGAAGAUGAAUUUCAGGUGAAGCUUCCUGAUGGCUACCAGGUGACAUUCCCCAACCGGGAGAGUUGCUGCCACAUCUCCUACUGCUGCGUGAAGGGCGGUUUCAGUCUCACCGCCUUCAAGCUGGAAUGAGGGAGGACAACAAUGGGGGAGCUUCCCCCUCCCCCCUUAGCCCCA
Messenger RNA from Sarcophilus harrisii (Tasmanian devil), 518 nucleotides. RefSeq names its product galectin 2 (gene LGALS2). The record is from RefSeq and is a predicted model, not a curated record. The transcript is spliced from 4 exons. The coding region runs from base 90 to 473 and encodes 127 amino acids. NCBI's taxonomy places the organism in Eukaryota, Metazoa, Chordata, Mammalia, Dasyuromorphia, Dasyuridae. Gene Ontology annotation, molecular function: carbohydrate binding.